Molecule: messenger RNA, 1028 nt
Organism: Hibiscus syriacus
Lineage: Eukaryota; Viridiplantae; Streptophyta; Magnoliopsida; Malvales; Malvaceae
Product: transcription factor MYB74-like
Exons: 5
Coding region: 80-1021 (313 amino acids)
Source: RefSeq, a predicted model, not a curated record
ACGUCCCAAAUACGGACCCUACAUCCCUUUGCUGCGCAUCAUUUCUCCACCAAAGCUUUUGUUAAACUGUGUUAACAUCAUGGGCAGAUCACCUUGCUGUGAGAAAACUGGGCUAAAAAAAGGGCCAUGGACACCGGAGGAAGAUCAGAAAUUGAUCGAUUACAUCCAAAAACAUGGUUAUGGCAAUUGGAGAACAUUACCAAAGAAUGCAGGGCUUCAACGGUGUGGAAAGAGUUGUCGUCUCCGAUGGACUAAUUACUUGAGGCCUGAUGUCAAGAGAGGGAGGUUUUCUUACGAGGAGGAAGAAACUAUUAUUAUUCAGCUCCACAGUGUAUUGGGCAACAAGUGGUCUUCCAUAGCUGCUCGGUUGCCCGGGAGAACAGACAACGAAAUAAAGAACUACUGGAACACACACAUUCGGAAAAGGCUUCUCCGAAUGGGGAUCGAUCCGGUGACACAUAAUCCACGGCUCGAUCUUCUUGACCUUUCCUCGAUCUUAAGUUCUUCUCUUUACAACAAGUCUCAGAUGAACAUGGCGAGGUUACUCGGAGCUCAAUCUUUUGUUAACCCUGAGAUUCUAAGGCUAGCCAGUUCUCUCAUCUCAUCUCAACGUGAAAACCAAAACCCAGAUUUUGUUUUUCAAGAUAUUGAAGAAAGCCAAGUCCAAAACCAAUAUAAUCCGCCAUUGAUGCAGGGCCAAGGAAUCCCACCAGCUCCAUUUUCAAAUAACGAAGUACAGUUGAUGAUAAACCCUAACGUAGACCAGUUCCAAUCAAACGUUGCCGACUUCAGCAGCUGGCAACAAGAUUUGACUGAAGAUUACGUGCCGUUACCGGCAAACUACAACAAUUAUUACGUAUCCGACCCGAGCUUCAGCUUUGCGUCGGUUCUAUCGACGCAUUCUUCGAGUCCGACACCAUUGAAUUCGAAUUCAACGUACUUUAACAGUAGCAGCACUGAAGACGAAAGAGAAAGCUAUAGCAGUAACAUUUACAAGUUUGAUCAGAUCCCAUAUUUUUGAUCAGAUU